This is a messenger RNA of Cooperia oncophora, 531 nucleotides long. Lineage: Eukaryota; Metazoa; Nematoda; Chromadorea; Rhabditida; Trichostrongylidae. The record is from the annotation of a GenBank genome assembly.
AUGAACUCAUCAUCGGCCAACGCGAGGACCAUGCACGAACUCGCUCCAGAGUCUCAAAAUCCUUUGGAAUCAACCGAAGGCGGCCCAUCCGAUUUGGAUGAAAAGUCCUCAUGCACUAUGUGCCAAGGCGCGCAACUAUUGGCGUCGGUGAUCAAUUCAAUGGCCAGGGACAUGGAAAGAGAAUGCAUCGAGCUCGUCAUGAAGCAAUGGGCCCAUGACAAAGAAAUGAGAGAAGAGUGUGCGGCCAUGAUGGAGGAUUUGAAAAACUCACAGGAAAAAUAUGACAGUACGCUGAAGGAGCACAUAGCUCUCCGGGAGCAAUAUUCGCGAUACUGUCUUGGCCUCCAGCCAAUGGAGAUGUCGUGUCCUUGUGGAAUUGCUGGCUGCAGCGCUGGGUGUCACAUGCUGCGGCACCAACUUCUACGAUGUCAUGACAACAUCCAAGGACGGACGAUUGUAACUGGAAGGAGAGGCAGUCAUCUGUUUCCUCGGCUGCUCCUUCAUCCCCUUCAUUCACUUGUGCCUAUAUGA